Messenger RNA from Misgurnus anguillicaudatus (oriental weatherfish), 1270 nucleotides. NCBI's taxonomy places the organism in Eukaryota, Metazoa, Chordata, Actinopteri, Cypriniformes, Cobitidae. The record is from RefSeq and is a predicted model, not a curated record.
GUGACCGAUCAGCAGACAGGAGUGUGUAAACAUUAGCACGUGCUUAGAGCUCAGCAGUAAACUGAACCUUGUACCCUCAGUUAGUUAUUUAGUCGCUGUUUAUGACAGAUGUACGAGUCUGUGCUGCUGCAGAGUUCCAAAUGUCUGCGUUAAAGUUUGGCGCGAAUAUUUCAUGGCUCUUCACCGAGUUCCCGGAGAUCACGCGCCGAUUGCGCGCCGCCGCGUCUGCGGGCUUUCAGGCGGUCGAAGCGGCGUGGAUCUACGACACAGACAUCACGGAGCUAAAGAGAGUUAAAGAUGAGACAGGACUCGAGUUUGUGCUUAUAAACACACCACCGGGAGAUUUAAAGAACGGAGAUUUGGGAUUGGGUGCCGUUCCCGGGAGAGAGCAGGAAUUCAGACGAGGUUUGGAUCUGGCAGUAGAGUACGCUAAAGCCCUGGACUGCAGCAGGAUCCACUUGAUGGCCGGGAGAGUGCCUGCGGAGGUGGACCGCACCGCUGUUGCCAUGGAGAUGGAGGACACCUUUGUGCAGAACCUGAAACAUGCGGCAGGUGUCCUCUCAAAGGAAAAAAUUCUUGGAUUGAUUGAGCCGAUCAACACUCGGAUAACAGAUGCGCGAUAUUUCCUCGACUCGCCACAUCAAGCCGCUGGGAUUCUACAGAAAGUCGGUCACCCCAACAUCAAACUACAAAUGGACAUCUAUCAUUGGCAGAUCAUGGAUGGCAACUUAACACAAAAUAUACGGAAAUAUUUACCAAUGACAGGUCACAUCCAGAUCGCUCAAGUCCCUGACCGUCAUGAACCAGACAGCGAUGGAGAGCUGAAUUUCUCGUAUCUUUUUAAACUGCUGGAGGAACUGGACUAUCAGGGUUAUAUCGGAUGUGAAUACAAACCCCAGCGCUCCACAGAGGCGGGUCUGGACUGGGUCAGAAGAUACUGGACCAGCCACAAGGAUCUGUGAACUUUCAGUCGGAGCGUUUGUGUUUCCUAUUUGACACCUUGUAUAAAAAUGACAUGAUCUUCAUUUACUCAAGACAUAAAAGUGAAUGGCAAAUUUCCACUUUUGACACUCUCACCCAUAUCAAACAUAACAUAAAGCACUGGACAUAAAAUCACAUUUUAACUUAAGAUUUACUGUUACAAAUCUAUCUGUAUAUACAGCAUGUACAUAUUCAAUGAAUUACUUUCACCUGAACGUUUCACAUCAGUGUUUGUACAUCAUGAGUCCAGUGUGCUUACAGAAAACAAUAAAAUACAUCUCUUCAUUCA